AUGGCGGAGAAAUGGCGAAAGUUCAAAGAAGAUAUGAAAAAAAAACGCUUGAGUGGGAAGAGCCAAAAAGGGAAAGAUGUUUCCAAACGUGAAAUAACUGUUCAAAUGUUAAGCGCGGACGUGUCGGGCAAGGCCCAAAAGUAUUCACGUAUCGGCCCAAGGGAAUUUGUCCAGUUAUAUGACGACGACGAUGAAGAUCUAGAUCGAUUUUAUACAAAAGAAGAGAUGACAAUUGAACGAGUGAAGGAUGCAUGCCUGAAACAUUUUGAACCGAAGGUUGGAAACAAUGUUGUAUGUGAUAUUCUUGCCGGUGAGCAAGGACCUUCCUGCGCAUCCUUGAAGCAAAUACCUAAUAUGAAUCUUAUAUACGUCAGAUUCAUAAACAAAAGCUCGACAGCAGAUGCGCCUGUAUUCGUUGAUGAUACUGACCCAGUUCAUCCGCAAAGCACAACUGUGAAACGAAAGGGCCCUAACUCUGUUCCAAGUCCAAAAAAAGCUAAAAUCUCAACACCAAUGCCCAAGAGUCUCUCGGUAACCCAUAUGUUGAAACUAGGUAAACUUAUAAACAAGUCUACCACUACCAUCCACUUGUAUGGAUUUAAUUUGGCAGAUAUGAGCUGGUCGUCUUCACCAAGGGCAGUUGAAUUUAGUGUUUCAGAAGAUGUGCUCGGAGAAGGUGCAUUCCGAAAAGCUUAUAAAGCAGAAUCAAAAGAUGAGAGCUUUGCUGGUUCAUGGGUAGUCAAAGAAUAUAAUGAAAAUGCAUUGGAUGUCAUUGCUGAGACCAAUCAAACUCUCGAAACCCAUACAAAGAAGGUUGUACAAAUGCACAGCUUAGCCCAGAACUUUGCAAGCCAACUGAAGACAAGUGUUGAGCAAAAUGGCAUGCAAGAAUCUUUUAAUGAUUGUUUUCAUUAUGGGAGUGUCUACUUAGGAAAAAAAGGUGACGAAUUUGUCACAGUUGAAGAGUUUGUAGAUGGAGAGUUUAGUAAGUAUAUAAACAAUGAUGGCACAUUGUGCAAGAAUGUCAACGAAGUUAUAUUACAGAAACAGAGUGUCUUUCUCAUUUUUCUUUUGAAAAAUCCAACAAUCAG
Messenger RNA from Paramuricea clavata, 1091 nucleotides. Lineage: Eukaryota; Metazoa; Cnidaria; Anthozoa; Malacalcyonacea; Plexauridae. The record is from the annotation of a GenBank genome assembly.